AUGCUUCUCUGCUUUGGUACUACAUUUGAUAUGAACAAGCCCGAUGUGAAAGGGAUGGUUAUUGGGUACCGCGAUCGUGACCAGAGGCAGCGUGAGGAAGCUCUACGGGAUUUUCGAACUGGUGCAGUUAAAGUACUUGUUGCCACCGAUGUAUGUGCUCGCGGACUGGAUGUGAAGGAUCUUGAACAUGUGAUCAACUAUGACAUGCCACAUGACCGAGUGACAUACGUCCACCGCAUCGGUCGCACCGGGCGUCUGCACGAAGGCAAAGCGACAUCUUUGAUCGAUCCUGUCCGCGACAACGUCAUCAUCGAUUCGAUCGUGAAGGUUUCUGAUUCAAUUAGCAGUCCAAUUCUAAAUCUUCAAAGUUUUGUAGUGCAAGAAGUGCAGCAGGUUCCGCCUCAGUUCAUGCUUGACUUAGCUCGAGGAUAUGGCUCGCUGCGCCAGACUGGUUUUGGAUCCGGCGGUUUUUCCAGCGGCACAGGUGGCGACGGCUUUUCGAAAGGUUCCUCGAAAAGUGAAAGUGAGUUUUCCCUAAUUAUUAAGUUUUUAUCCGAUACGCAACGCGAAUUGUUUUAA
Molecule: messenger RNA, 579 nt
Organism: Gongylonema pulchrum
Lineage: Eukaryota; Metazoa; Nematoda; Chromadorea; Rhabditida; Gongylonematidae
Source: the annotation of a GenBank genome assembly